AUGUCACAGGAUUUGAAGAACAGUGUGCUCAGUCUCAUCAGUGACUCUGGGAUCAUGGAGAUCGAAGACGGACCUGGUAUUGAAGCGUAUAAGGACCUACAGAUCAACGACACGACAAAUGAACAGAAACAAGUGAGAUUAUACCAUAAGUUGAUUGAAUUGUUGGAUAAAUUGAUGGUACAGGAGGAAAAAGUAGGGGAAUUUGGAUAUGAAGAAGUUAAAAAAGAGUUGAUACAGAGUGAAAAAUUGGCAUUGUUGGUGAAAGAAGGUGAAAUACCUAAUGAUGAUGAAUUAUUAAGAUUCUUGAAACAAGUUCAAUAUAUAAGGAGAAUGGUGGUUGAUUCCGGUAUUGGAGUUAAAUUAGAAGAAAGAGAUGAUUUAAUUGAUGAUAUAAUAGCAUUGGAAAAUGAAGUAUCUGCAAGACAAUCAAAAUUGAAUAAAUUAAAUCAAGAAAUAAAUUUAAAAUUUGAAAAAAGUAAAGAAUUAACAUCAAAAUUAAUUGAAAAACAUAAAAAUCAAAUUUCAAAUAAUGGUAUUGAUAAUACAAAACUUAAAAUUCAAUUACAAGAAAAGCUAAAAAUUGCUAAAAAUAAAUCUUAUAACCUUUCAGAAGAAAUUCAAGCAUUUCUUGUAGAAAAUGGUAUAAAUUGGGCUAAAGAUAAAAAACUAAGAGAGUUAGUAUUAUACUGUGGAGAUAUUUAUGAAUGA
Molecule: messenger RNA, 708 nt
Organism: Hansenula ciferrii
Lineage: Eukaryota; Fungi; Ascomycota; Saccharomycetes; Phaffomycetales; Wickerhamomycetaceae
Product: centromere protein H
Exons: 2
Coding region: 1-708 (235 amino acids)
Biological process (GO): kinetochore assembly
Cellular component (GO): kinetochore
Source: RefSeq, a predicted model, not a curated record